Messenger RNA from Topomyia yanbarensis, 1330 nucleotides. RefSeq lists its product as uncharacterized. NCBI's taxonomy places the organism in Eukaryota, Metazoa, Arthropoda, Insecta, Diptera, Culicidae. The transcript is spliced from 2 exons. The coding region runs from base 178 to 1194 and encodes 338 amino acids. The record is from RefSeq and is a predicted model, not a curated record.
GUUCGGCUUGUCAUAACAAACCAGUAUUUUUAUCGGGAGUGUUUUGUACAUUUUGAUUUUCGAGCACUAUUUUUAAUUUUUUAAAGUUAGAUCACAAUUUUAUUUGUUUUUGUGCUAAAUUGUGUUCAAUAUUAGUUGUUCUUACGUUCGCAAUACGGUAGCAGCGCGGAAAAGAAGAUGGUUAUAUCGGCAGACCACGAGCGCAAUGGAAUUGCCGAUUUCUUUACCCAAACCGAUCCAGAGGUUCGAAAAGUUACUCUGACAAUAGGAAAUAUCAUCUCUAAAAAUACCAUUAAAGAGAUCACCCUUGAAAAAUCACUCAAUGUCAUGUUGGAAAAUUGUCGCGAUGCCGCCUCAUUGUUAUCGAAGAACAUCGUGAAACCGGAGUUCAUUUUCAAAUACCUGCAAAGUUAUAACGUACAACUACCGCCAGAAAGUACAAAAUCUAGUCUGAUAAAGCAGUGCCUCCAUUUCUGGCGGGUUAAAUAUGGAGCACCAGCAGAAGGUACAUCCAGCUCCGAUCCGCUAGCGGCCAUCCUUCCGUCUACCUCAGCGGAAUCCAGCUCGUCCAAUAGCACUAAACAAAAUGUCGGUAAUCUGAAAAAUCUCGUCGCAACGGGUGGACCAAUGGGCAAUAACACAAACGGGCCUGGAUACGAGACCACUGAACCGGGACUGGAGCAGUACCCGGUAAAUCUGUUGGCGUUAGAUUACUCAAUCUGGUUUUUUCUUAAAUGGAACCGUAACUCACUUGAUGAGAGUGCAUUUUGGCCGAAUGCAGUUUGCUCAGUAAUGCUCGAAAUCAGUGAAUCCCAGCAAGGGGUAGAGGAAGUCCGAGGGCAAAAGGACAUUAUCAAUUUAAUUUUAAGCUUAAAGUUUCAAUACAACUUCCAGUUCGUACCAAACAUCAUGUUCGAUGGCUGUCAGGGACGAAUUACGCAAACCGGAGUGCUAGUACUGACCGUCGGUGUGGUGUACACCAACCGAAUAGGACCGGAUAACCGACAAACUAGUCUAGGGGAGUUUGAAAGUAUGAUUGGACUGCGGAGGGAUCCGCAAGAAAACAAUAAUUGGAAGAUUACCAUGCUUAAACUGUAUAUACGAUAUAAGCCUGUGGAUAAUUUACCUGCGCUGGCCAACAGUAAAAUGCUUACCGAAUGUUUGCUGAUUCCACUUAGUCUGGAUAGCGUCUGAGUGCCUCGGAGAGAUAUUGUCAACUUAGUGGUAUCGGGGUGCAGUAAAAUAAAAAUCAAAAAAGUGAGUCGAAACGAAUUUAAACCAAGUUUGAAAGGAAUGUAAGUCGACAAUAAAUUUUGUGAUCAUGAACUAA